Metarhizium brunneum ARSEF 3297 is the source of this 1110-nucleotide messenger RNA. The record is from RefSeq and is a predicted model, not a curated record. NCBI's taxonomy places the organism in Eukaryota, Fungi, Ascomycota, Sordariomycetes, Hypocreales, Clavicipitaceae.
AUGACUAUUACACACCCCCAGACACAAAGGGCCAUUGUAGGAGUCGAAGGAGGCGGCCUCGCGCUCGUGGAGAAUGCAAACGUCCCUGCUCUGGAGGAGGACAUGGUCCUUGUAAAAACCGCCGCCAUCGCGGUCAACCCCGUGGACGCAAAGAUGUCUGCGCCGAACCUCGUAACUGCCGGGGCCCUCGCCGGCCAUGAUUUUGCGGGCACAGUUGCAGCCAUCGGAGCGAAGACGUGGACCGCAGCGCCGAUCGAGAUUGGCGAUCGGGUCUGCGGUGCUGUCCAGUAUAAUCUACCUCGAAAGGGACUGAACCCCCUAGCACCCGACGUGGGAGCUUAUGCGGAAUAUGUCGGCGCGUCUGACGUCGCCGUCAUCAAAGUUCCAGAGUCCAUGUCCAUGGAGGAAGCCGCCUCGCUUGGGACAGGCAUAGGAACCAUGGGAAUGGCGCUCUUCCAUACCUUGCAGGUCCCAGGAUAUCCCACUGGGCCAGCAGCCACGCCCAAAGUGGUUCUUGUAUAUGGCGGCAGCACAGCCAGCGGAACCAUGGCCAUUCAACUUCUCAAGCUAUCCGGACUGCUGCCAAUCGCAACCUGUUCGCCAUCCAACUUUGACCUGGUCAAAUCCUACGGCGCGGUACAAUGUUUCGACUACCGGUCUGAAAAUUGCAUAGAUGACAUCAAGAAGCUCACCAAGAACGCUCUCAAGUUCGUCAUUGACUGCGUCUCCGAGCCUGACACCAUGGAAUUCUGCUACAAGUGCAUCGGUCGAACCGGCGGCAAACUGGCAACGCUGGAGCCUCCGCCCAAGUAUCUCAACGCGAGGGAGAGGACUGUCACAGUAAACUGGGUAUUGGGUCCUGCACUGCACGGGAAACCGAUUGGCUGGCCGCCUCCCAUGGAGAGAGAUGCUAAUCCUGAACUUCGCGAGUUUGCCAAAAGGUGGUUUACAACGGUGCAAGAAUUACUGGACCAGGGGAAGCUGAAGACGCACCCGCUCAAGGUCAUGGAUGGCGGUCUGUCAGCCGUGACAGAUGGGCUCCAGAUGCUAAAGAAGAAGCUUAUUUCUGGACAGAAACUAGUUUAUCCUGUAGUUGAAACACAUGAAUAA